Messenger RNA from Penicillium verhagenii, 300 nucleotides. RefSeq lists its product as uncharacterized. The transcript has a single exon. NCBI's taxonomy places the organism in Eukaryota, Fungi, Ascomycota, Eurotiomycetes, Eurotiales, Aspergillaceae. Bases 1 to 300 code for a protein of 99 amino acids. The record is from RefSeq and is a predicted model, not a curated record.
AUGGGCUUCCUCAAGCUCAUCCUCAAAGUUGUCAUCAUCCCUCUGGUGGUUGUCGUUGUGAUCGUCCUCGUCAUCGGAAUCCUCCUGAAGAUGCGUCACAAUCGCAAGAAGGAAGAGAAACAGGCUAAGCAGAGAGGGUUCCAUCCUCCGCCUAUUACCCAAUGGGUCUACCCGGAAAACACACACGACUUCGCUCUUAACCAGGAGCUUCAAAAGCCUGCUCCGGUGGUUUAUCCACUUGCUGCACCGAGUUACGUGGCUACACCUGACCAGGUGGAACUAGGUUAUGCCCGAGCGUAA